AACGUACCAAUUAUUGAGAUAACAUUCGAUCUCAGUUAGAAAUAUCGAUCGAGUUCAUUUUGAUACUGAGUUUUGGUCAGAGCAACAGCAUCUAUAAUGAACUCUAAUACAGUCUUUGCGGUUAUAAUUUCAGUGGCGGCCAUUGCAUUGUGCGCUCCUCCCAAGGUAUCUCAGCCCAGCUACCCUCUAUGGCCUGACCAGUUCACUCAAAACUUCACCGACAAGACCUUGUGGUUGACUGGGAGUCACGAAACAUCUGCCACGUUCAUCUACGACUUCACUAACAUGAGAUACCGACUGGACAGGGCUAAUGGUAGAUAUGACAGAUACUGUGGCACCAACGGGGUCCAGUACCAGUUCAUCAACACACCUUGCUCACACAUCGUUGUCGACGGAAACAGAUAUCUCUACUACCCGGAUGAGAGUGACUGCUGCUACUGUUGUAAUGCGGCUGCUGGUUGUGGUUUACUGAAACCCGAUUGGCUAAAUGACGCUGAGUUCAAGGGAAAUGUCACCUACACAUUUCAAGACGGAUCAACAACCGAAGCCUACAAAUGGGAGAAGGACGGAUUACAGUCCAACUUCUACUACGAGACAGUGGAGUCCAACCCUACAGACCGAGUGAUGCUCGAGAUAGAACAGGACCCUAACGAGUUUAUGUACUACGACAACAGCCGAACCCUCUCUGUGGACUCGUCCAAACUGGAUCUGCCCUCUAUCUGCUCUGUGGACAAGAAGUGCAGCACACUCAGUGUGUGCGAAGCACUGAACAACGAACACCAGCAACAUCAUGAAGCACCGAGGAAGAGUGUUCAGUUUGAUUAAUUUACCAAAGUAAUUUAAAUGGAUCACUAUGUAAAGACAUUCAACGAGAAUAAAUUAUCUAACUUCAA
This is a messenger RNA of Symsagittifera roscoffensis, 893 nucleotides long. RefSeq lists its product as uncharacterized. The record is from RefSeq and is a predicted model, not a curated record. The transcript has 5 exons. Lineage: Eukaryota; Metazoa; Xenacoelomorpha; Acoela; Convolutidae. Bases 97 to 825 code for a protein of 242 amino acids.